AAAGGCCUCGAGACGGAAGGUUUAUUCCGCGUCAGCGCGAGUCAAAAGUCUAUCAACAGACUGAAAUCCAGUCUGGAGAUGGAGUUGUUGGGCUCAGGGACGCCACCGCCGCCGCCGCCGGCGGCGGCCGUGUUGCCUUCCGAGAACGUUUUGGUCGCCCCGCGCGACAUCCCGCCGUCGGCCGCCGUCGUCAAGAUGUUUCUUCGGGAACUCCCGCAGCCGCUUAUCCCGAAGGACGCCACUCAGCUCUUUGUCGACGCCUUGUUGAGUCGCCGCCCCGACGGCGAGCAACAAGGGACGGGAAAACUGCGAGAAUUGGUGAUCGCAUUGCCGACGGAGAACUUUGCAACUUUGAAGUAUCUGAUGGAGUUUCUCGCAAAGGUUGCCGCGAAGCAAGAAAAGAAUUUCAUGAGUGAAAAGUCUUUGGGCAUGGUGUUUGCGCCAUGUCUGUUUAGCCUUGGGGAUGCCAUGGAGAUGAUGGCAGCUAGCCAGCAGCAACAACAACAACAACAACAACAACAACAUCAUCAUCAUCAUCAGCAGCAGCAGCACCACCAAAGUCCUACUGAAGUCAUCGACUUGCCCCUGGCCAAGAAGCUCUGCGAGCAAACCCAGGAGGUUGUUGUGGCCCUCAUCAAUGAUUGCGACAAGAUCUUUGCUCCAAUCCCUGAUCGACCACUGAUGGACCUUGAGGGCGAUUGUGAAGAGCUGUUUCUCAAGUGUCGACCGCCUCCUCCGUCGAAGCGAGUGUCUGCGUCUCCUGAAGCUGAGACAAUUCUGGAAACUGAUUCAAACUUGAUUGAAUCUGUUGACGAAGUCACCGUCAUUGAGGCUGACCCGGAAGUGGACGACGUGGACGACGAAGUGGUUGUCGUGGUCGUGGACGAUGACAACAACGAUGUGGACAUUGAUUCCAAACGAGCCAUGGAAAGAAUGGAAGAAAUUCCCGCGUUUCGUUCGUCCAGACCAUUGACGCAAAUCAAGUCGAAGAAAAGCGGAAGACAUCAUCACAGUCAUCAUCAUCAUUCGAGCCCGUCGAAAAGACCCAAGAAAAUUUCGGGCUCGGGUUCUGGGCCUUCCAGCGAUUCUUCAUGUUCCAGCUUUGACCAGAACGAUCAAGAGAACAGGGAACCGAAUCUCGGUCAGCCACAUUCAUCAUCUCCAUCCAACGAUAACAAAAGCGACGAGACUAAUGAAGAGAAAGAGAUUAAAGUGUGGCAAGCUUCGAUGGAUUUGGAUGAUCCUCCUGUUGUUGCCCAACGAGCUGUUCAGUCGCAAGAUGAAGUGAUGUUCUCGCCGAGGUCAAGUUUCCUUAUCCCGCGCGAGGAAGAGAAUAUGAAGCAAAGAGCAGCUGACAACAGGACUUCGGACCACGACGUGCGUCGACGUGACGCGAAACCGUGUUCGUCUUUCGACGAUGACGAGGAUGACGACUACACUGACCCAGCUUCCCUGCCAUCGCAUUGCAAAAGCGUUGUCAAUAAUAACAACAACAAUUUGCUCAGACGUCGAGCAUCCCCUCCGGCAAACACGAGACGGAAGAAUGACCCAGCGUAUCAAGCGGCUACCCUGAUCAGGAGACGAGCAUCCAAGCUGAAGAGAAAAUUGGUUGCUGAGGAAGAGGUUUUCAUGAAGGUGCAUGGAGUGAAGCCCUCCAAGGCAGACAAGAUGAUCAGCACUGAAAUGAGGGCUUUGGUGGUUCAACUGAGGCAGUGUAAGGCUGAGCUGAAGCGACUGGUUGAUGACCCAUCCCCAGCAACUGCCUUGGUUAUUUUGGCUGCAAACUCUGCUGGGUCUCGUGCAGUGGACUUUGCGAGGGCAGGUCUCAUCAAAGCCAAGUACCCAGCCGGUGACCUGGAAAAGACAGUGUCGGAAAUAGACGAGCACCUGCGAUGUUUGCGAGAAACCGCAAUGGUCUACCUGGAAAGUAAACACGGUCGCCCUGGAACGCCAGAGGACAAGAAAAUAGUGUGGACUUUGUAUGACCGCUACAGGGCUGUCAAACGGACCAUUGUGCGUCUGGGAAUGUCAAAGCCAAACACAAAUCUGAUCCCGAUCCCUGAGCAUGUUGCCAUGGAGUUCCCAAAAACAGAGAAGUUGCCUGUUGGAGGAGGCAAUGGGAACAAUGGAGCCGGUGUAGGAGGGACUCAAGUGGCAGAUGUAGAAGCAGGCAGCAGCAGCAGUGGCAGCAAUGGCAAGAACAGGCCUGUUGUUGUGAGAGAAGCCCCUCCUCCUGUGGAGAUUGAAUUUGACAUGACCAUUUACCAUGAAGGUCCAAUCAAAGACCUGGAACGCAUGCAACGUUCGCUGAUCGAACGUCGAAAGGAACUCAAGAGGCAAAUCCGGAUUUUCGAAGUUGGUUUCGAAGACAACAACGGACGUCCGCCGAGGAGUGAAGAAGAAAGAUCCCCGAUGGACAAAACUUACAGAGCCUACAAGGAAGUCAAGGCCCGAAUGCGACUCGUGGAGGCCCUCAUACAAAAACAGGAGAAGACCAACCCUGGCAAUGCGACCAAUAAUACCAGCAAGAUCGUGUCGUGA
Molecule: messenger RNA, 2541 nt
Organism: Notodromas monacha
Lineage: Eukaryota; Metazoa; Arthropoda; Ostracoda; Podocopida; Cyprididae
Source: the annotation of a GenBank genome assembly